GAGAGAGCGUGUCGUGUGUGUGAGAGAGUGAUAGACAAGGAAGAACUGGGGAGAAUGAGAGAAAAACAAGGCCACGCCAUAUUGAAUCAGUUGUUAAUUUUUGCGUGAGCUUAAAAGUAUUUAGUGAUUGAUAAUUAAUGUGUUAAGUGUAAAAAAUCAUUUUCGGUUACUUCAAAUACAACUUUUUGAUGUGUUUUAGAGUUCGGUAACUUUUUGAAAUGUAAUAUGUUGUUACACUGAAAUUGUAAUCAACACCUUGUCGGUACUUUUGUAAUCGAUUUGUCAACCAGUUAACAAAUUGGGACGUCCUUGAUUGACCCCUUCAGGAUUAGGUAAAAAGAGGUUAAGUUUGUGAAUCAUAUUGAUAGUUGCUUGACUGUCUUUGUAGAGGCUAUGUUGUUAGCAUAAAUGAAAUAUUAACAAUGUGUGAAAUGUUGUGGAUCAAAAAUUUACAACAAUAGAUCUUUACAAUUGAUAAACCAAAAGUUGUGAGUGGUGCUAGUACAAAAACUCUUUGGACAGUAAUAUAAUCAUUUUGUUGAUUUUUUAUGAAUAUUGACAUUUUGAAAUAAACUAACUGUAAUUCUUCUAAACGCAUUCAUGAGUGAUUAUGCCACAUUUCACAAAAGAAGACUUGAGCGUGAUCAAAACGUGUUAUGAGAAAAAUGGUUGGCACGGGAAAAGGUUAGUCAGUGAAUUUCCCGAGAAAGGCUGGUCGGCGCGAUCAGUGAACAAGGCAAUCAAACGUUUGACCACCAAAGGGUCGAUUUUUGGAAAGAAAGGAAGAAAGCGAUUGGAUUCUGAUAGCCCUUCUGGAAAGAAAAAAGUUGCAAAAUCAGAUACAAACACCGUUCAAGACUCUGAUUCUCUAGAAGACGCAGAGUCGACCGCUUGCUCUAGUAAUCAGUCAGACCAGACAAGUGAAAAGAUGGAACGGAUGGAGGUAGACGAAGAUGCCUCCGUAGUAGACCUCAGUGUCAAUAAUCGCAGAACAGACAGCAGUCCAGCUGCAUCCCAGCCGUCCCCUCGGCCCACCAACAUGUCAGCACGCAGGAGUCUGCGGCCCCGCACAGAGCUGCGCAGCUACGCAGAGUCCCCUGACGUGGUUGUGGUGACUGAUGAUGAGCCGAGGCUCAACGGGUUCAGCAACGGCAGUAUGGAUAGUGAUAGUGAUGACGGGGAGAUGCCUCCUCUACCUCCGAUCAAGGAACUGAGCCCUUCGGAAGUGUUGGAGCGUGAACGUCUAGUGAGGCGGCUUCGCGAGGAAUUACGAAACGAGGAGAUGAAACUGGUGUUGCUGAAAAAGUUGCGACAGUCACAGCAGAUGAAGGAGAACAUAGCUGUGGUGCCGCCUACCACGGGGACAACCAGUGGGGGGGUGACUGGGGUGUCUGCCCCCACUGUGACAACGGGGCCUAGCAAACCUUCUAGUGCUGCUCCCCCGCCACCACCGCUAGUACGCAACAGUCACAGCAAACCACCCAGUGCUGUGCCUCAUCUCCUACGUGGGCAACCUGCGCCGUCAUCGCGAGGUGCUCCCAACAUCCAUGCGCCGCCUCCCAUGGGCAUGAUGUCCAAGUCACUGGCGCCAGGCAUGCCUCCCAACAUGCACCCCACCACCCCUACUUUGCAACGGGGAAGCAGCAGCAGUGUGUUGGCAGGUAGAGGAGUGCCGCAAGGACUCAGUUUGUACACAGCUGACAGGACCAAGGACUCUCGCCACUCCCCCGCCCCCUCCCCAGCGGCUCAGCAGCUGUCAAGUCUGGUGGAUGUCAAGUUGGGAGUUGGAAUGCAACUCUCUCAACUAUCAGAACAGGACCGUCAGAGGAUUGAGGAUGCGCAGACUCCUGCGCAGAGACAAGCCGCAGCCAAACUGGCUCUGCGUAAACAGCUGGAGAAAACACUGCUGCAGAUUCCACCACCCAAGCCACCACCACCAGAGAUGCACUUCAUCCCUAACCCCAGCAACACGGAGUUCAUCUACCUGUUGGGGCUGGAGUAUGUGGUGGACUUUAUCACCAAGGACAACAAGUCGCCACCACCACCGGAGCCGUUCAAGUGUUCCCAGUGUGGCACCAGCUUCACUCCCGUCUGGAAGUGGGAGAAGAAUCCGUCUAAAGGCAAAGAGCCGAAGGUGAUAUGUGAACAGUGUGUCACCACGAAUGUGAAGAAGGCUUUGAAAGCUGAGCACACCAACCGUCUCAAGACUGCGUUUGUGAAGGCUCUACAGCAGGAACAGGAGAUAGAGCAGAGACUGGCGCAGGGCUCGCCGCAGCCUACACCAGAGCCUGCUCUGCCUCCUCCGCCACAGCCCAAGGCGUCCACCCCAGCGCCUAGACCUGCCCCCACACCCCCCGCACCUGUCACACCUCCCUCCGCCAGGGAACAUCCCCUGGCCAAGCUGGCGGCAGAGAGCAGCAAGUUCAACAGUCACCACGCGGCCGCUGCCCAGGCACUGCACCAGCAACUGAUGCGUGGACUGCCUCCACACCAGCCCUUGCCUGCUCACAUGCUGCCAUUCUCACCACUCUUGUAUCCCUAUCAGCUGGCCAUGGCUCAGGCGGCCGGGGGCAAAGGUCCAGUGGCAGCCGCAGCGGCCAACCUGGUAGAGCUACAGAGACAGGCAGCCGACAUUCAGCGGCAAUACCUGCUGGACAUGAUCCCCUCCCCUACUUCCUCACGUUCCCACCCCCACUCUCUCAACAACUGGAAAACGUGAUCCUCCUCCACGCCUUCCGUUCGCUAAGCAAUACGUGCAGAUGGAACAGUGGCAGAUUGAAACGGUUUGACCUGGAGAAUAUCACGUUCUCAGGAUUUUAUUUUUUCUAAGAUGAGUUGAGAGAAUCUCCAUUCAGUAUUAGAAUGCUGGAGGAAUUAGUUGCACAGUGUUGUUGCUAUAGCCUGUUGUAGGUGGAAAGAUAUAGCAGGGAGUUUGGAAAAUAUGUCAAAUUUGCUACAAGUGGCUAGAUUAGAAUGAAAUUGGGGUGUAAGUUUACUUCUGCUGCAAGCUCGAUAUAUUUCUGUUCAUGGUCCAACUAAUUUAUCUCCCACAAAGUUCAUGUUUGAUCAGUUAUUGGGGUUUGCUAAGAUCACUUUAGCGAGUAUUAUUUAAAACUUGUAGUAGUAGGUGUGGGAAAGAGUAGGGAAUUUCAAUUGACGAUCUUCACCAUAUAAGAUGAAUGAUAAGAUGCCUAUGAUAAAUUACAGGCUGAUAAGCUGUAUUUUAGCCAGGCCAUUUAUUAAAAGCCCAAUGAUCAAGGGCAGCUGGGUCCAGUUUUGAACUAUCAAAAAGCUACACACUUUUCUUAUGAUUGAACUAACAAAGUUUUGAAAAUAAUCUUCAACAUGUAAAAGGCCAUUGAAAAAUUGUAGAAAUAAAAUAAUUUAAUGCAUUUUCUUGUUUGAUACUUUUUGAAAUGUAAUAUUUUAACUUAGCUUCACUCAUAGUUUUAAAUACAGACAGAUAUAAGUGCAAUCAGUGUGCAAUUUUUUAUAUUUGAAACUCAACACUGUCUCCAUGCUUAGUAAAUUUGGAUGUUUUGUAGAUUAACUAUUAUGAUUUAGUUGAGAUGGGGAACACAACCUAGGUAUUUGAACCCAAAUAUGAGUGUAGAAUGGAGUGAGAUCUCUGUAGCUUUAUUACUGACUAAGAUCAGCUGUUUCUUUAUCCAGGAUCAUUUUUAGAGCCCAAUUAUCAAAAACAGCUGGGUCCAGUUUCGAAUCAUCAAAAAGUUACUGACUUUUCUCAGGGCUCAAAGAUUGUAUGACUUAAUUCCGGCAGUAGCUCAAUGAAUAGUAAACUAGCCAAUGUAACAACUUGGUGCGUUCAGUCUGCCACUGGUUUUGAUCUGUUACUUUUCCAACUUUUAUUGUGAGAGGUGUUUUGUUUACUACAUGAAUGUUAGAUGGGACUCGAAACUACUUAAUACAUUCUGCAGUUAUUGUGUGUUUAAAUUUGUUGUGCUUUUAAUUUUGUUCCUUGGUGUUCUGUUGUCGGCAACGCACAUGUUAUGUGUACACCUUUUCUCCAUUAGCUUUACUCGUUUCAUGUCCUGUAUCUUGGCCUAAAAUUUUACUGUGUGUGCAUUUAUUUUGUUGGUUUUCAAUAAUUCAUUAAUUCUGUGUAUAAAUAGUUUAAUUUUUGUAAGAAACAAAUAAUUUAAUGCAAAAAUUGCAUGCUUUGAAUGGUUAAGUAGCCUACACAGAUAGACAGUUCUUUUAGAGUUACUUCAUUCUAUAUUUUUCUUAAUUGCUUUAACGUAAUUUUUUUCUUUGGUAAUUGAUUUUUUUCAUUUUCUUGAGAUUAAAAAUAUGAAUGCGUUUGGCUUUUAUAUUACAAUUCUUUCAUUAACAAUAGCUAAUCAAGAAGUUAUUUUAUUAUUUUCACUAGUGAGUGUUUUAAGGUGUUUUUGAUUCCACUUGUUCUUUUAUGGCAAAACAUAGAUUUGGUUGGGCUUCUUUAAAUUUAAUAAAUAAUAAUUUCAAUCAAUUGGGAUGGAUAUUUCCCUAUGUUUUAUAGCCAAUACCUAAUGCAUAUUUUGAUCAGUUUAUCGAUUAUUUAAUUUUGUCCGUUUAAAUUCUGUAAUAAAUGACGACACUAUUAAUAAAAUAUGGAAUUAUUUUAAAUUAAAAUCAACUUUUGUAUAUUGAGUGUUUGAGUGUAUGUGUGAAUACUUGCUGGUAUUAAAUAAACUGCGUAAAAUAUAGUUCACUGUAAAGAUUAAAUCUUAAGUUUUGUUUUGUUGCACAGUUUUGAUUUUUAUUUGCAGUUACUUAGGCGAAAUAAGUUUUGCAAUGGUUUGUAACUUAGUUAAGGAUAGAUGAUACUAAGUUUUAGAUUUAGCUGUGAAAUAUUUGUCCAUAUACAAAGUUAAUAUAUAAUUUAUUUUAAAUUUAUUUAAUUUAUAGACGUUUCCUGUCAUAUUACUGUAAACAUAAGCUUUUGAUAGUUUAUAGUAAUGAAUGGGGUUAUUAAGCACAAUAAGUAUAAUAAGACUGUUAAGUAAUGGACAGUUGUAUUUCUUAAAUACUUAAACAUCUUUUGAGUAUAUUAUGAGGCUUUAUGUUUUUCCUCGUAACCACACAGAAGUUAUUGGAACAGCUUUUUGUAUUCAUUGCAUCAUGCUGUGAUUCUUUUCAUUGAAAAAAUGUUCAAUUUUUUUUAUACAGCCAAGUUCGAAAUAAUAUAUUUAUUAAUUUAUAAAUAAUAUAUAUACAUCACUAGGCCUAAGGUGACUCUUUUCGACCCGAGCUCAAGUUUCAAGCCGGCGAAUCCAAGGUCAGAAAUGAGUGAGGGUUGAAAAGACAAUUUUUGUCCGUGUGAUGAACUAUAUUUUUUGUCAUAUUGCAACAUUUUAACAAACAAAGUUAGGAAACUAUAAUACUUUUCAUGUAAAUAUAACCUCUCAAAACAACUUGUAACUUGUUUUAAAUUUUGUUAAUGCAAACAAGCAGCUGUUUAGUAAGUGAUUCCAUCAUUUUGUAUAUGACGAUUGUGUUACUGUACGUUAUACUAUCGAUAUGUUGAACUAUUGACAUAAAUGCAACAAUUAGCUACUGAUUAAAUCAAUCUAUACAUAAUUUUGAUACAUGCAAUUGCUUACAAAGUUUAAAACAGUUUACAACAGCUGACUUUACUCCCUAGGGACUAAACAGGCUCUUACUCCCUAGGGGUUAAAAGAGCUACUCUAGACCUGCAACGUAUGUAUUAAAAACCGCUGUUUUUGCUGCAGUAUGACAAAAAAUAUUAAACAGCUAUGUAAGUUGGUGCACACAAUAGCUCAGAUCUAAGAUUUUUAUAUUGAACAUUCCUUUAAGGUUGCACUCUACACUAGUUUUCAUUCAAAGUUAUACCAAAGUAGCACCUCGGUUAUCUGUCACCUACAGUUAAGUAAUUAUAUAUAUGUUACCGUCAAAAGGGGAAUAAGGGGGGAACACUUAUUUUAAGUACUGUGUAUCAAACAAUGGGCACGCUCUGGGAACAUGUACCGGUGCAGAUUAACCGGUGAUUUAUUCACCGGUACCGCCCCGGGGCAAGAGUCUUGGUAUCCCAGAACGGUUAUUCACCGGUUUAAGAUACACAUCGGAUUAUAAUAUACACAUUCACCUUUUAUUUACUUUAUAAUCUUUAAACCAAACAAACUUGUUCUCACAGAAUAAAUUAUUUGAAAAUUAUUCACUUAAUACGUUAUAUAACAUUCUCAUAGAAUAAAUUAUUCACUCAUUACGCAACAUAACCUAUGAAACUGAUGAACUAUUAAAUUAUUCGUUGGACCCGCCAUCUUGCUUGCCGUAGCUGCAUGCUGUUGUCGUUGUCCAAGAAACUGACCAAUCAGAGGCCACCGGUGUAUUAUGCACCGUAGAAUUUCUCCGGUGCAUAAAUCUUGCACCGGUGGAGGAAAAAGAGGAAAUAGCUGUCUGCUAGGUUAGACGCGCUCACUAUCUUUGGUCUAUGGGUAACAUCAUUCCUAGUUAGCUAAUACAAUCAGCUGUUUUAGUUUUAAUUGUUAGGUACCCAAUUAGCGCAAAUGCUGUACACAGUAUUUAAAAAAUUAGUUUUCUCCACUGAUGCUGUUACAAAAUAUCCUUUACAAAAGAAUUGUUUACUUCCAUUUCUUUAAUUUUGAAAACAUUUAACACAACUGUAUCAAUACUGAAUUUUAAUAAUAGAUAAGAGGGGAAAUCAAACAAUAAAUCAUUCUGGCUCUGGACAUGGAUUAGGAAGACCUGAGGUUCGGAUAAAGGAGGUGCACAUUUAAUUCAAAUUUUCUUUCACAUAUUAGCAAAUUCUUAAAAUACGCAUUUCUUGAGUUUCAUUGGUGUAUUUGUUUACUUACUAGGUAAUUAAAAUUUAUAUUAAUAAAAACACAUAAAUUAUGAUUAGCUUAUUUUCCUUAACUUCCUUUUGAAGAAGGGAUAAUUUCUUAAUACAGAAAAACCAUUUUAAUGACAAAAUAAUUGUUUCAAGUUGUAAUGAAAGUUGUUAUUGGCAUUGGUGUACAUUUGUAUGUUUACAUGUAAGCUAGGUGAACCAUGAGGCAGUAUUUAAAUUUUUAUAUACGUAAAAAAGUAGAGAAAAUUCUGAAUUAGUUAAAUAUUUUUGAAAUUGAUCAAUGUUGACCCUUAGGAAGUGGUAGUCCACUUAAGUCUUGUGAUCUUUAAUGUAAUUAUUGUCGAUGUAAGUUUCUAUUCCCUCUCAGUAAUGUAUUUGUUGAUAACGAAGUAGUAUUAACCUACAUUUGAUCAGUGUCUAUACUUAACGCUGAUAGGUGCGAAAGUCAGGCUGGAAUAAGCCUGUUUUGCAAUAAUUAUGAUGAUCUUUUUAUGUAUAGUGCAGCUUUUUGUAUUAAUAAAUACAAAAUGGUUUUAUAAAUACUUCUCUUGUAUAUAUCUUAUAUGGUAUGAUAUUGGUGCUCUACAAUAUUUUGUCCUUAGCUUUUAUAAAGUUAUCGAUAUAUUAUCAUUGUUUUGUACAUAAGUCUUUUUUAUGAUGUUAACUUAACAUUAUAAUGUUGUAAAAUGUGUCUAUAUUGAUUUUUUGAGUAUUUAGUUUUCAAAAUGUUCUUAGUUGUGACGGUGAUCUUGGUUGUAUUUUCAUUCCGAUCCUUUCCUCGUGUUUCGUAACAUGUAUAUUUUCUAACAUGUUCGAGAAUAAAAGAUUGCAAAAAAGUAAA
Molecule: messenger RNA, 7673 nt
Organism: Macrosteles quadrilineatus (aster leafhopper)
Lineage: Eukaryota; Metazoa; Arthropoda; Insecta; Hemiptera; Cicadellidae
Product: transcriptional repressor p66-beta-like
Exons: 14
Coding region: 611-2719 (702 amino acids)
Biological process (GO): negative regulation of transcription by RNA polymerase II
Cellular component (GO): NuRD complex
Source: RefSeq, a predicted model, not a curated record